AUGGCCAACUUGAUCCUGAAUCGUUGUGUUAUAGGUGUGCUGGGGGAAGGAUGGGGUAGGGGUACGGUACCAUGGGAUGAUGGGAAUACCACCUGGCCUAUACUCCCGGCUUUUUAUUGUUCAUGGAUGGGGGUUGGAGAUGGAUGUGGGAUGCCAUGGGACGGGGUGGCAUGUGUGUUGAUCCAAUGGUUCUAG
This is a messenger RNA of Plenodomus lingam JN3, 195 nucleotides long. The record is from RefSeq and is a predicted model, not a curated record. Lineage: Eukaryota; Fungi; Ascomycota; Dothideomycetes; Pleosporales; Leptosphaeriaceae.